Messenger RNA from Cavenderia fasciculata, 396 nucleotides. RefSeq lists its product as uncharacterized. The transcript has a single exon. The record is from RefSeq and is a predicted model, not a curated record. The coding region runs from base 1 to 396 and encodes 131 amino acids. Lineage: Eukaryota; Evosea; Eumycetozoa; Acytosteliales; Cavenderiaceae.
AUGUCUACAAGUGAUAAAGAGUUGAGAGACCAGCAUGUCACGGAUCAAGCCAUUUCUAUUGUUUUUCAAAUCAUCCGAUAUGUACCACAACUCGGUUCAAACAAUAUCAAUGAAAUCAUUCCAAAAUGGUUAAACUAUCUUUCAAUUAAAACCAAACCAAACAACAAUCUCAUCUCUAACCUUUGUGACAUUAUCCAUCUCUACCCCAACCAAUGUUUUGGCAAAGAGUAUCAACAUGUUGAGAGAGUACUGGAAAUCAUUCAAUUCUUUCAAAAAACAGACAGUCAAAGACAGGUACUCACUGAUACAUUAACAUUUAUCAAAGAUUCUCUACAAUCAAAUUGGGAUACUAUUCCUGAAUCCAAAAGAGAUGGACUAUCAAAACAUUUUAAUUAA